UGUCUAAAACCUAUUAUACUAUCAAAAUGAUAACAUCUAAUUCAUUUAGUCCAGACGUUAAUUCUUACAGGCCUCGGUAUUGCUUGUAAAUACGUACUCUACGUAUUUUUUUGCUGUAGUUUUAAGUUUGUUGAAUGCGUGAUUAAUCAUUGAAUUUGCAAGUCGACAGAGUGAUUUUUUUCAUGAAAAUGUGCUAAAAUCAAUUUGAGGAUAUUUUUCACUAAUUCAAUGUCACAAAGUGCAAGUUAUUCGGUAUUUUUCAUCGUCAAGUAGAUUCACAUGAUCAGUGAGGUUGCAUUAUUCUUGGCUACAUUCAGUAGGUUACUAGCGGCUUCAAGCAUUAAUACUUAAAGUAAGGCUUUAAUUUGUCUUUUCCAACUGAUUCCACUAAUAUUUUGUAGGAGUCCUUAAAACAGUAUUACAUAUAACUGUCUAUGGCAAAUCCCUUUGUAUUUAUGUUACAAUUUAACAUCAGACUUUUGUAUCAUUUAUUUUUUAUAUAUUUUAUUAAUACAUACUUUGUUUAUAAACAAUUCAAUAGCUAAAAAUAAUAAAAUAUAAUUCAUAAAUAACAGCAUUAUAGCAUACUAAUAACUUGAUAAAGUUUAUUUAAGUAACAUAUUUAGUUAUACUGUUUGUUUAAUUUGGAUAUUAUAUGAUAUCAAAUUAGACACUGUGUAGCCAGACAUACUUCUUAUUAUGAAGGUUGAAAGUUUGUCAACCCAUGCUUCUACCGAAGGUCUGGUAGUUACUUAUGGAGUUUGAAAAUUGGUGGCUUUUAAGAUAGCCAGUUUCAAGUUUGUCCAAUUAUAAAACAUGAGUUUUUGAUAUUUUCUAUGGGAUACUACAGAUGUAGAGUGUUUUAUAAUAAGAGACUGGGGACAUGAGUUCUCAUAUUGUGCUGAGGAAAAUAUAAAAAUUCAUGCUUUAAAAUUAGACAGUUGAAGUUCCACCCUUGAAAUACCCAUGAAAGUUGAAACUAAAUUCAUUAUUGGCUAUCAUACUUAUCUAUGGAGUAGAAUUUUCUAGUGACCAAGUGAGGAAAAGGUCCAGGAAAGAAGAAAAAAAUGGGGUAGAAUUAAGGAUAGGUGGUAUAAGCUGACAAACUUUCUGCCUUCUAUAAAUUUCUGGCUUUUGGUCGAAUAGUUGUUAUCAUUAUAUUAUAUUUUUAUUUUGCAAAUGCGAAUGUAAUAUUAUUUGUUUACUAAAAGAUAAAUUUACAUUUCAUUUGUAUGUAUUUAUAACUUAAUCUAAGAAAACAACAUCUAAACAGAAUCCAUUCUUCAGCCGUUACAGCAAUCUAUACUUAAUAUUAUAAAUGUGAAAGUAAGUCUGUGUGUUAGCUUUUCACGGCUAAACCACUGAACUGAUUUAAAUAAAAUUUGGUAUUGAGAUAAAGUGAACCUUGGAAGACUACUUUUUUCUGGAAUAAUCCAUGGAUUUAAACAGACUUACUUAUAACAGACUUUACACAAAUAAAGCUCCAGGAGUCUGCUAGUACUUUAAUAAAGUAAUCAAAUCUAUACUAAUAUUAUAAAGCUGAAGAGGUUAUUUGUUUGUUUGUUUGAUAGAACGAGCUAAUGAAAUUGUCCGAUUUGAAAAAUUAUUUCAGUGCUAGAUAGCCCAUUUAUCGAGGAAGGCUAUAGGCUAUAUAUUAUCUCCGUAUGCCUACAGGAACAAGAACAAAGCGGGUGAAACCGCGCGGUGUCAGCUAGUAUUCUAUGUAACGAGACUAAGCGAUAUGUUCCAUAGCAUUUGUAUACAUGACGCUGCACCCACCCUGGCGCCGCAAUUUUUCGACAUCAAAUUUACUGUUCAAACACAUGUUUGUCACAUUAUUAUAAAUUCCCGUCUAAGUUUAGCAAGAAAAAGAUAAUGUUACUAGUAGUAGUAGUUUUGCAAAACUUAAAAUUAUUUCUUGUCUUGAAAAUGUCUUGAAAUUAGCUGGAAUAACCACUUAUAUGUCAGAAAUCCUUUGCAUCAUAACUUGCUAAUCUCAUGAACUAUUGGUUUAAAUUAAUUUUUUUUUUAUGUUGGUAGUCCUUGAAGUUGUUAAAAAUUGUUUUUAAUUGAAAAAUAUUAUCUUCUUGAAUAAAGUAAAAUUAAUAUUGGCUUAUAAAAAUUUUGUUUAGUUGUUUCUAUUUUGUGAUCUAAUUUAGUAUUCAAUUAUAAAGAUUUAUAGGAAUAAAAAGUAAGUUACUGUUUAAAACGGUCCUAUUCAAGUAGGUACAUAGUCUAAGUUUGUUUACUAGGUCCAAACUUACUAUGAGGGGCACUGUAGUAUAUAAUGAGUGUCAAUUCAUUGUGUCAUCAGUAAUAAACUAGCUACCGAGCAAGACUGUCUUUUACUCGCACCUUACCGAUAUACCAACUGGCGACGAGUCGUGUACAUACCCGCGUUUAAAAAAAAAAAAAAAUGAGUUCUUAUCUCGGAAACUUAGCCUUUUUUGACUAUAAAAUUAAUGAGUGGGAAGUGUUUCACAGUAGAUUAACACAGUUUAUAAAGUUAAAUAAAAUCUCUGAUGAUAGUCAAAGUGCAGUGUUAUUGACACAUCUCUCGGAUGACUCAUAUCGGUUAAUUCGAAAUUUGGUGCACCCAAAGAAGCUCGAAGUAUGUAGUUAUACUGAGCUGGUAGAAGUGCUAAACCAGCAUUUUACGCCAAAAAGGUCGACCUUCGCAGACAGGGCAAAAUUCUACGAAGCAAGCAGAUCGGACGGUGAGAGUAUCGAAGAAUGGGCGGCGCGGCUAAGAGGGUUGGCCGUAUAUUGUGACUUCGGUGCAGAGCUGGACACGCUCCUGCGCGACCGUUUCGUUCUGGGCUUCCGAGCAGGGCCGGAGCGUGAUAAACUCUUCGAAUGCGAUUCGAAAACCUUGACAUUCGGACAAGCCUUGGAAGUGGCACAGAAGACGGCUUGUGCGCGACAGGCGCGCGUCGUCGUGAAAGAGGAGCCAGUAUUUCGCGUCGGUGAGCAGCGGAAGGCUGGCCACGGCCAGGCUCAGGCCAAGCCGAGUCGAUCGGAGGAUAGAUCGAGUGUAAUGCAGCGCUGUAGUGUGUGCGGGUUGCGAUCCCAUAGUGCCGAUAAGUGCAGGUUCCGUAACCUGAAGUGCAGAUCCUGUGGGGGAGGGCAUUUAGUUAAAAUGUGCAAAAAUAAAUCUAAUGUGCAUAACAUCGGUGCACAAUCGGAAGGGUGUUCCCAAGACCCUCUUGCAGGGAGGGAUUGCAGGGAGUGUGACCUUUUUAACAUGAGGUUUCCAAACUAGUGUUGGAGGGAUGUAGUAUAUAAUGAGUGUCAAUUCAUUGUGUCAUCAGUAAUAAACUAGCUACCGAGCAAGACUGUCUUUUACUCGCACCUUACCGAUAUACCAGGCACACGCCCCGCACG
Messenger RNA from Bicyclus anynana (squinting bush brown), 3384 nucleotides. RefSeq lists its product as uncharacterized. The record is from RefSeq and is a predicted model, not a curated record. The transcript is spliced from 2 exons. The coding region runs from base 2417 to 3262 and encodes 281 amino acids. Lineage: Eukaryota; Metazoa; Arthropoda; Insecta; Lepidoptera; Nymphalidae.